GCUCUUCGCCCAGCAGCCCCCGACUUCAGCUUCUCCCUCCCUCCCCGUCGCAUCCAACUCCCACUCACCACCAUGGCGGACGACGCGCAGCAUGAGCACACGUUUGAGAGCGCCGAUGCCGGUGCCUCGCUCACCUUCCCCAUGCAGUGCUCUGCGCUGAGGAAGAACGGCUUCGUGUGCAUCAAGAGCCGUCCCUGCAAGAUCGUCGACAUGAGCACCUCCAAGACCGGAAAGCACGGCCACGCCAAGGUCCAUCUCGUCGCCAUUGACCUCUUCACCGGCAAGAAGCUCGAAGAACUGUGCCCUUCGACCCACAACAUGGACGUGCCCAACGUCUCGCGCCGCGAGUACCAGCUCCUCGACGUUACCGACGACGACUUCCUUUCCCUCAUGACCGAUGAUGGUGCCACCAAGGACGACGUCAAGAUCCCCGAUGGCGAAAUCGGCGACAAGAUCAGGAAGCUGUUUGUCGACGAGGGCAAGGACACCAACGUUAUCAUUCUCACUGCCAUGGGUGAGGAGGCUGCCAUUGACGCCAAGGAGGCUCCCAAAUAAAUGACUCGUUGGUUAUGUAGACUGUUUGACAGGAAGCGAGGCGCCGAAUUCGAACAGCCUACGGUGAGGGCUGUGACCCUCUUUGCAUGCCUUGUGCAAAGUUGCAGCCCGGUGGCAAGUGUAGCAUUCUCCUGUGCGAUUUGCGCUGGGCGACCAGUGCUGGACGUUCUGCGAAGGGUUUUGGCUUCUUUGAAUUGCCAUGUGUGGGAAACAUAUCACAAAUCAUUUCCCUAUCUAGAUAUAUAUCCCUUAUGCUCCGGGCAAUGAAUAAAAGGUGAUGAUGUUACGGCAACUUGUCGACCUUCUCAUUGGCUGUUUGAACUUGGUGACGG
This is a messenger RNA of Exserohilum turcica Et28A, 887 nucleotides long. RefSeq lists its product as uncharacterized. The record is from RefSeq and is a predicted model, not a curated record. The transcript is spliced from 4 exons. Gene Ontology annotation, molecular function: RNA binding; translation elongation factor activity; ribosome binding. Lineage: Eukaryota; Fungi; Ascomycota; Dothideomycetes; Pleosporales; Pleosporaceae. Bases 73 to 555 code for a protein of 160 amino acids. Gene Ontology annotation, biological process: positive regulation of translational elongation; positive regulation of translational termination.